Molecule: messenger RNA, 330 nt
Organism: Nerophis lumbriciformis (worm pipefish)
Lineage: Eukaryota; Metazoa; Chordata; Actinopteri; Syngnathiformes; Syngnathidae
Source: RefSeq, a predicted model, not a curated record
AUGUUGACUGAAAGCAGGAAAAGGCAGCACAGUAGCAGUGAUGAGAGUGGCCACCUGGUUCCUCAAGCCAAGCGGCAGAACCGAGCACAUCCGCUCUCGCCUGAGCCAGGACGGGAUGCCUGGGACUCUGAGUCGUCCAACAGCUCCAGCAGCCUCAGCAGCCCGGAGCACGCGUCGGGCAGCCGCUGCGUCGCGGGCCCCUGCAGCCCCCUCGGCUCCGUAGUCCCAGGCGACCCGCCCGCGUCCUAUCUGCACAUCAACCGCAUCCUGAGGGAGGCGCACUUCCAGAGCCUGCACAACCGCUGCCAAGUGCAGGAGACGCAGGAGUGA